Talaromyces proteolyticus is the source of this 1338-nucleotide messenger RNA. Its product is annotated as nucleotide-diphospho-sugar transferase. Bases 1 to 1338 code for a protein of 445 amino acids. The transcript has a single exon. NCBI's taxonomy places the organism in Eukaryota, Fungi, Ascomycota, Eurotiomycetes, Eurotiales, Trichocomaceae. The record is from RefSeq and is a predicted model, not a curated record.
AUGACAGCCCUAAAGGCUUUUGUCUUUACUAUCACCACUAUUUGUCUCAUAGUGUAUCAGUUCUUGGGUGACUUGUUUGGAGGUGCAUUAUCAUAUGUUUUCUCACACCCAAAUUGGCCCUUUCUUCUUCUAUUUGUUUUCCGCUACCUUCGACUCGUCCUUAAUACGGUAUUUUCUUACUUUAUCUAUCGACCUGCUGAAGUAAAUGCGUUGCCGUCCUACACUCCCUACAAUGUCACUGCUAUCCUUCCAACAGUUGACCCUCACAACAAAGACUUCAUAGAAUGUGUGAGGACUUGUCUUGCUAAUAAACCUCGACAACUCAUAAUUGUGGUUGUAGGCAAGCAAGUAGCAGAAGAUACGGAAAAUAUUGUGGAGCAAUUUCGCCGAAAUAGCUCCAUCAUCACUGUUCUUUUCAUAUCGGAGACUAGCAAGCGCAAACAAAUUGUCGAAGCAAUCCCUCAUAUUACUACAGAAAUUACAGUCCUUCUAGACGAUCAUGUAUUUUGGCCAUCACCCCAUUUUCUUCAAGGCGUCCUUGCGGCAUUUGAAGACCCCAAAGUGGGUGGAGUUGGGACUAACAAGCGCGUUCGACGUACGGAGAAAGGGUUUACCUUUAAAGCAUUUUGGAACCUGAUUGGAGCUAUCUAUUUGGAAAGGAGAAACUUUGAAGCUAGGGCAACUAAUGCUAUUGAUGGCGGUGUGUCAACCAUCUCUGGACGUACAUCCAUACAUCGUUCCGAGAUCCUCAAGGAAAAAGAAUUCAUAGACGGCUUCACCAAUGAACGCUUCUUUUUCGGCAUGUUCGGACCCCUCAACGCCGACGACGACAAAUUCAUCACACGGUACGAGGUGCGUAAGGGCUGGGACAUAAAAAUUCAAGAUUGUGAAGAUACUCUAGUCGAGACUACACUAGGCACAUAUCCUAAGUACCUGUCGCAAUGCCUCAGGUGGGUGCGAACCCAAUGGCGAAGCAAUACUGCGAGCUUGUUGACUGACGGGACGGUCUGGAGGAGGCAGCCUUGGUGUGUGUACUCCAUCUAUAUGUCUAGCUUGGUCAAUUUUGCUUUGUUAUAUGACACAGCACUGAUUUACAACUUUCUCCGAACCACUUACUAUCAGUCGGGGGUGAGCAUCUUGUAUCUUCUUGUUUGGAUAUUUGCCAGCAAAGUGGUCAAGUUGAUCCCAUAUUUUACUCGGGAGCCAAAAGACUUGAUAUUUUUACCAGGAUAUUUUGCGUUUGCCUACUAUCACAGUUUAAUCAAGUUGUAUGCUCUUUUCACCUUUUACGUCAUAGCUUGGGGUGGACGCAAUCUUGCCCUGGCUUCCGCCAAAUGA